AUGUCACAUUCUGGUGCACUCUUCACUUCUAUCUUUGGGAUUUAUCUGGUGAAAGACAAGCAAAUUCCAACUCUUGACGACGUGUUGGGACCAGGGAGUAACAUGGUAGCUGCUGGCUAUUGCAUGUACGGGAGCUCUUGCACGCUGGUGAUUAGUACUGGACAUGGAGUGAACGGCUUCGGGCUUGAUCCGGCUCUUGGGGAGUUUAUAUUAACUCACUCCAAUAUUAAGAUUCCACAGAAGGGAAAAAUCUUCUCUGUAAACGAAGGAAACGCUCAAAACUGGGAUGACCAAACUGCCAAAUAUGUGGAAAAAUGCAAGUUCCCAGAUGGUUCAUCUCCAAAGUCCCUUAGAUACAUUGGAAGUAUGGUUGCUGAUGCCCACCGAACAUUGCUUUAUGGCGGAGUCGUUUUGUACCCUGCUCAUAAGAAAAGCCCAAAUGGAAAACUACGAGUUCUUUAUGAAGUUUUUCCAAUGUCAUUCCUGGUUGAGCAAGCAGGAGGUCAAGCUUUUACUGGCAAGCAACGGGCUUUGGACUUGGUUCCAAAGAAGAUACAUGAGAGGUCCCCAGUUUUCCUUGGAAGCUAUGCUGAUAUUGAGGAAAUUAAACAACUUUAUGGGGCUACUUAA
Molecule: messenger RNA, 630 nt
Organism: Prunus avium (sweet cherry)
Lineage: Eukaryota; Viridiplantae; Streptophyta; Magnoliopsida; Rosales; Rosaceae
Source: RefSeq, a predicted model, not a curated record